UAGCCAUCUCGGCCAGUUCACGUUAUCCAUUACAUCCUCUACAAGUUUCUCUUUCUUUCCUUCGGGCCCCCUUUCCUUCUUCCCAUUUCCGAUCUGAUUUUGAGAGAGCCAUCUCACUCGUGGUGCACCAAUCAUGGAAGGAUCCAUCUCCAACCCACCAGACACGAGUAUCGCCGUCGUCACCGGCGGCAACAAGGGGAUCGGUUUCGAGGUGUGCCGGCAACUGGCCGGCGGCGGCUUCACGGUCGUUCUGACGGCCCGAGACGAGACGAGAGGCGCAGAGGCCGUCGAGAAGCUCAAGGCGCUCGGGCUCUCCGGCGUCGUCUUCCAUCAGCUGGAUAUCACGGACGCUUCCAGCGUUGCUACCCUGGCCGAUUCCUUGAAGGCCCGUUUUGGGAGGCUGGACACUCUGGUGAAUAAUGCCGCGGUUACUGGGGUUGAGCACGUCAUCGAUAGCACCAACGAGGAAAAGUUCAGUGGCCUGGAUCCCUACCAGAGGCUUGAGUGGAUGCUGAAUCAUAUCAAGGAGACCAUCGACGGUGCAACGAAAAGCGUGCAGACAAACUACUACGGCACGAAGAAUGUGACCCAAGCCCUGCUGCCUCUCCUGCAAUCUUCCUCCGCGGGACGAAUAGUGAAUGUUUCCUCCGACUCUGGACUGCUAAGGCUUAUCAGCAACCAGGAGGUGAGGAUGGAGCUCGACGACAUUGGCAACCUGACCGAGGAGAGGCUGGACGAGCUGCUGGGCAAGUUCCUGAAGGAUUUCGAGGCCGGAGCGCUGGAGGCGCACGGGUGGCCCACGGGGUCCGCGGCGUACAAAGUGUCCAAAGCCGCCAUGAACGCGUAUUCGAGGAUCUUGGCAAGGACGCACCCCGCGCUGCGCGUCAACUGUGCGAGCCCAGGGUAUGUCAUGACCGACAUGACCAGGAAUUCCGGUGUGCUGACGCCCGAGGAGGGCGCGCGCAAUGUCGUCGCGGUGGCGCUGCUGCCGGACGGCGGGCCGACCGGCGCAUACUUCACCGAGGGUCUGGAGGCGUCGUUCGUGUGAGAUAUCGGCCAUACGUGCACGGCCCGAUGAUGAGAAUAAGAGAUCAUCGAAGAUGGACAUAAGGAUAUACGGAGUACUUAUUAAUUUCCGAUGACGAAUGAUCGAAACCGUAUUGUUCUUGUCCGAAUGAACAAGCUAGCAUGCUGGUGAUCAGGGCAGUGCGGCGACUCGCGUCCACCACUCUUCAGUUUAAUUCUCCACCUACGGACGCUUAAAUACCUACACCAACUAGUUAAGCGCCCAGUAAUCGUGCAUCAGUGGAGGUCGACUGUCGGGCGUUGCGCUCGUGACCUAAAUACCCCGGUUCUGUCCAUGGCAGAAUGACAUGUCACGUGGAUUCGCAUCUAUGAUCUUUCAUCUUUGAAUUGGCUUCA
Messenger RNA from Brachypodium distachyon (stiff brome), 1422 nucleotides. RefSeq names its product salutaridine reductase-like. NCBI's taxonomy places the organism in Eukaryota, Viridiplantae, Streptophyta, Magnoliopsida, Poales, Poaceae. Gene Ontology annotation, cellular component: membrane. Gene Ontology annotation, molecular function: oxidoreductase activity, acting on the CH-OH group of donors, NAD or NADP as acceptor. The transcript has 5 exons. The record is from RefSeq and is a predicted model, not a curated record. Bases 134 to 1048 code for a protein of 304 amino acids.